Knipowitschia caucasica is the source of this 657-nucleotide messenger RNA. NCBI's taxonomy places the organism in Eukaryota, Metazoa, Chordata, Actinopteri, Gobiiformes, Gobiidae. The record is from the annotation of a GenBank genome assembly.
AUGAUCCCGGAGCACACGUUUAUCUCCUGUUCUCACCCUGCUGUCCUCACCCUGCUGUUCUCACCCUGCUGUUCUCACCCUGCUGUUCUCACCCUGCUGUUCUCACCCUGCUGUCCUCACCCUGCUGUUCUCACCCUGCUGUUCUCACCCUGCUGUUCUCACCCUGCUGUUCUCACCCUGCUGUCCUCACCCUGCUGUUCUCACCCUGCUGUUCUCACCCUGCUGUUCUCACCCUGCUGUUCUCACCCUGCUGUUCUCACCCUGCUGUUCUCACCCUGCUGUUCUCACCCUGCUGUUCUCACCCUGCUGUCCUCACCCUGCUGUUCUCACCCUGCUGUCCUCAUCCUGCUGUUCUCACCCUGCUGUUCUCACCCUGCUGUCCUCACCCUGCUGUUCUCACCCUGCUGUCCUCAUCCUGCUGUCCUCAUCCUGCUGUCCUCAUCCUGCUGUCCUCAUCCUGCUGUCCUCAUCCCACCAGAAAAACACCACGUCAACACCAGGGUCCACCAUAGGCACAGAUCAGUCAGUGCGAUCCUCAGCCACUGCGCAGGCGCAUCAGGCCAGACGCAAGCAAUCCACCCAGAGCGCAUCGACCAUAGGACAAGGUUCUCGACUUGCCGCUCAGUCUCACCUCUGGCCAUGAUCUUUGGGGAAUGA